Xenia sp. Carnegie-2017 is the source of this 2840-nucleotide messenger RNA. Its product is annotated as dixin-like. Gene Ontology annotation, biological process: canonical Wnt signaling pathway. NCBI's taxonomy places the organism in Eukaryota, Metazoa, Cnidaria, Anthozoa, Malacalcyonacea, Xeniidae. Gene Ontology annotation, molecular function: frizzled binding. The record is from RefSeq and is a predicted model, not a curated record. The transcript has 15 exons. Gene Ontology annotation, cellular component: cytosol. The coding region runs from base 407 to 2518 and encodes 703 amino acids.
UGCAGUUCCAAUUCGGUUUGACCACUUUGGCGAUUUAAAUCACAUAAUAUAUAUUCAUUGAAGUGUAUAUAUUUUUAUCAUAUUAUACUUUACACGCGUGAUAAUCCACGCGCUGUGCUUAGAGACAUCGAUGUUGUUACGUCAUGGUGUUUCACGGUAGUCUAUAAACAAUGUUUACAUAUCUUUGCUGUAUUUUUAACAAUAAUUUCAAUAUUAAAAAUACUUUUCGAUACGAAAGUACGUUUGCCUUUUCAUAUUUGAAAUGUGCGAUAAGAAUAUGUUACUGAGUCUAAAAUUCUAUGAUAUCUGAUCGUUGGAAAUUAAUAACAAUGUCGAGUGCAACUGGAAAUGAGAAUUUAGUGAUAACCAGUCCAAAAAAGAGGACACUAAAGACCCUCGUCUACCAAUGUCAAGGCUUAACGUACCCGGAAAUUCACCUAGAAAUAAACAGCGAAAAUCAGAGGACAGCCAAGCAAAAAAAGUGCAACAAAUGCAAGCAUAUGUAGCGUGGACAAAUUCUCAACUUAGAAAACUCCCUGGUAGCAAAAUUGUUGAGGAUCUUGCUCGUGACAUGCAAGAUGGUAUUGCGUUGGCUCAACUUAUUGAAGUAGUUGCGGGGGAGAAAAUCGAGAUUGAUUUUCAUCCAACAUCACCUUCUGUCAUGAAGGAAAAUAUUGAGAGCAUUCUAACUUUUAUUAGCACAAAAAAAAUACGUCUUCAUCACGUCACCGCGAAAGAUAUCGUUUGCGGCAACAUGAAAGCCAUUAUGCGCCUCAUUCUUGCGUUGGCUGCUCAUUUCAAACCAAGAAGUGUACGGAAUAGUGUCACCAGUGUACCUGAGCCCGCGAAAACAGGACGACGUUUAAGGAGAAGUGAAUCAUCAUUAUCAGCGGCUGCAGCUGAGGCUGCUGCAACACUUCAUGAUGUUAGUCGAGCUGCUGCUAGCGUAGGAACGCCUUAUCAUGGAUCCAGGCUCAGACAUCAAAAUUCAAGUAACAGUGCAUCGAGUAUCGAUAGUACUGACCGAGUAAUGCCUUCAAAGACAACGAAACUUCUUUAUACUCCUGUUAAAGAAAAUCAUUUAAAGAGUAGAACAAGAGUAGAUAUGCUGUCAAACGAAGGUCUUCGUGAAGAAACGUUCUCUACUGAAGAAAAAUCGGAUUAUAAUGACAAAAAUAUUGACUCGGGUGAGGGUACAAAGGUUUCUAAAAAAAGAAUUGCAAUUGGCUGUCGACAAUGGAAAGAAAUUGUUGAAGGAUAUGGAUCUAUGGAUGAAGAAAUAAAGGAAACCCAAAAGAAGUUGCUUGAAUUACAAAAUCUUUUGCUAAAUGAAAAAAUUGAUGAUGAUACAAGUGGAUAUGAUGGUGAAUACAGCUCUCUGGACGGUGCUCUUUUACAGGAACAGAUAACAAUUUUAAACGCACGCUUGGAUCAACGGUCCUCUGAGUACGACAAACUUAAAAUUGAACUUAAUAGAACCAGAGAAGAGUGUAUUAACUUGCAAGGAAUAAAACAAGGCCUGCAGACUCGUCUGACUGAUCAAGAAAAACUGAUGAUGAAACUAAAAGCUGAGCUUUUAAAACUUGAAUUUUCUCAUCAAACUGCCAACUCCGACAAAGAUGAACUACAAAAUAUGUUAGAUGAGCGAGAUAAAGAAAUUACUCUACUUCGUUCACAACUCAAAUCUAAAGAUGAUGAAAUUGCUAUUCAGAAAAAGGAACUUGAUGACGCCAAGUGUAAAAUAGCUAACAUUGACAGUGUUGAGAAAGAUCUUCGUUCAAAGAUCAAGAAUCAUGAAGCCAACGCAAGCGCUUUGAGUUCUCAAGUUAAAGAACUUCAAGUGAAACUUCGAGCCGUCGAUGGUUCAGAGAUUAAACUCUCGAAUAGGAUCACUUAUCAAGAUCGUAAAAUAUCUCUUUUGGAAGGAAAAGUUUUACAGGACAAAGCAAAAUCGAAACGUGAAGAAAUGAAUAGAUUGAGACACUGUAUUCAGAGGUUGAGAGAAUCAGUUUCCGAGCAGGAUCCGCAACAAAGCAUUAUAAACAAUCUUGAAGAGACUUUAGCCAAUGUUGUUGGUAGUGGAUUAACAUCUUCAAGGAAAAACGUCUUUAAGGCUUCACCACUAAACAACAAUCAUCAUAAUGGUAUCAAGAACUCCCGUGAAAAAGACUUGUCUAAAAUACCAGAUGUUACACGAGUUACCUAUCAACCUUCAUGGUCUUCAACACCAUCUGUUCUUAUAAUCGUCAAAAGACUUGGAGAGGUGACUUUGGGUGAUUUAAAGUCAAAACUUGGUCUUUCUGGGGACAAUCGUCAAUACCGAUACUUUUUCAAAGCCCUUGAUGCAGAAUUUGGCACAAUCAGGGAAGAGCUUGUUAAUGAUGACGAUGUAGUUCCUGGAUGGGAUGGUAAAAUUAUGGCUUGGAUUACUAAUGAAGAAGAGCAAUUAAAUGAAAAUGAUCGGUUAGAUAGUUCCUCAAAAACUCGAGCAAAAACCCCAAGUGAAACGGAUUUAUGAUCUCAGAAUUCCAUUUCCAGGCCUAAAAUUAUUAAAAUCAUAUGCAAACCAGGUAUAAAGAUAACGGCACAUGUGUAAAAAUUUUAGUCAAAUUAGUCUUUUUCGAUUGAAAUGAAUUUUGCUAGCUUCUAAAUUAAAUAUAUUUUGCUAUGGCAGUCUAUGGCCAUUUGUAACAUUGAGAAACCAAGCUUUUUUGGUAUACGGUAGUGGAAUACUGAGUGAUACAGAUAUACAUACAUAAUUUAUUCGUGUAAUUAAAAAGAUUAAAUACUCUGAAACACUUUGAACAGGAAAAUAAAAAAAAAAACAAAACAAAAACAAA